Molecule: messenger RNA, 1485 nt
Organism: Mucor mucedo
Lineage: Eukaryota; Fungi; Mucoromycota; Mucoromycetes; Mucorales; Mucoraceae
Exons: 8
Coding region: 1-1485 (494 amino acids)
Biological process (GO): regulation of transcription by RNA polymerase II
Cellular component (GO): SWI/SNF complex; nucleus
Source: RefSeq, a predicted model, not a curated record
AUGGCAGGAAGACAACCAGUUCAUUCUGUACUAUUUGACAAUAGUCAAGACAAUAGUCAAUAUUAUUCACAACAAGCAGCAUCUGCACAGUCUGGCGAUGGAUUACAGUUUUAUUCAUCCACUUAUGGAGAUCAAUACAGUGCUGGUGCCAACACGAACAGCAACUAUUACAGUAGCGCUCCUUCGGGAGAUAUGCGUUCACCUAAUUACGAUUAUACCUCAGGCACAUCUGGUUCUUUCUGGAGCGCGUUUGGUACAGGUGGGUUUGCAGAUGAACCACCUUUACUAGAAGAACUUGGUUUAAACUUUGGCCAUAUAAAGACAAAGAGUUUGGCGGUAUUAAAUCCUUUCCGAACUACAAACAAAAAAGUUUUUUUCGUGUUUUUAACCAUAUCUUGUAGAAAAAAGAGACCAACCGAUCGUAACAUACCACCCAAGAUUGAAGCUUAUGUUCCAGAAUCCAAACUCUAUACCGAACUUUGCGAAUUUGAAAAGAACCUCGAUGUGUCCAUUAUGAGAAAACGUUUGGAUAUCCAAGAAGCGCUUGGAAAACCAACCAAAGUACGACGCACGUUGCGUAUCUUUGUAUCAAACACAGCAGCCGAUCAGACAUCACAAAUUGACGAACCUAAUAGUUUUGAUUUAAACAAUGAGAAUGCACCUUCCUGGACCCUCAAAGUGGAAGGAAGAUUACUAGACCCUUUGAUUCCUACCAAGAAAGCUCAACCUAUCCAGAAAUUCACAUCCUUUUUUAAAUCCAUCCUUGUUGAAUUAGAUCGCGAUCCGGAAAUGUUUCCAGAAGGAAAUAUCACUGAAUGGCAUAAACAAGCUUCAUCUACAGAUUCUGAUGGUAUUGAAUUAAAGCGUAAAGGCGAUGUGGCAGUAAACGCUCGAAUUAUACUCGUUCCCGAUUUCAAUCCCAAUAAAUAUAAGGUAUCUGGAGGUUUAUCCAACUUGAUAGCAUUGAAAUUAGCAACCAAACCUCAUGUCAUCACGGAAGUUUGGAACUACGUCAAGCAAAACAAAUUACAAGAUGAGCAGGAUAAGCGAUUAAUCAAAUGUAAUGACAAAUUAAGUCUGUUAUUCGGUGGUCUUUCACAAAUCCAUUUUUCACAGUUACCAGAUUUGAUCAGUCAGCAUCUGUCAAGACCAGAUCCUAUUGUCUUGAAUUACACCAUUCGUGUAGACAAACAGUUUAAUCAAUCGACAAAGGCUUAUGAUAUGGAUGUAGAACUUGAUAGUGUCGUGCGUCAAAAGAUGAUGAAUAUUGUGGCUUCUAGUCAGACCCAAAAAGAUAUCAUGGGAUUGGAUGAUAAGAUUGUACAAUGUGUUCAAAGUAUUAACAACUCAAAGAUCAAGCGUGAUUUUUUGACCCAGUUCUCGAGGGAUCCUAUUGAGUUUAUUAACAAGUGGAUUACGAGUCAGGCAAGAGAUUUAGAGACACAACAAAGAAUGCAAGAACUCUUGGCUACUCAACGACAUUAA